Chlorella variabilis is the source of this 1959-nucleotide messenger RNA. RefSeq lists its product as hypothetical. Gene Ontology annotation, molecular function: protein kinase activity; ATP binding. Gene Ontology annotation, biological process: protein phosphorylation. The record is from RefSeq and is a predicted model, not a curated record. Bases 1 to 1959 code for a protein of 652 amino acids. The transcript is spliced from 10 exons. NCBI's taxonomy places the organism in Eukaryota, Viridiplantae, Chlorophyta, Trebouxiophyceae, Chlorellales, Chlorellaceae.
AUGGUGUGCCUCGUGUCGGAGCCCGGCUGGCCCGUGGUGUACUGCAACGAAGCUGGCGCGCAGCUGGCGGCGGUGCCGCGUCGUCCCGCCGGGCUGCCCUUCUGGCAGCUGUUCACGGUAGUGGGCAGCUUCCGGGGGGAGGGGCGGCAGGAGCGGCUGCAGCAGCUGGUGGCCCGGGGGCGACCCUUUGCCCUGGCCUGCCGGCAGCAGGCGCCCGGCGCAGCCGCGCAGCAGCAGCAGCAGCAGCAGCAGGACGGCAGCAGCAGCGGCGGCAGCGGCGAGCUCGGCAGCGGCAGCAGCGGCGGCGGCGGCGGCGGCGGGGCCGAUCCGUCGCUGCAGCCGCCGCCGCCGUCGCCGGCCUCGCCGCGCCCGCCGCUGGCGGCAGCCUUUGUUCCCUGCACGGCGGCCGGCCUGCUGGCGGGCCCUGCGGCCCAGCCCUCCCCUGCCUCCACCUCAACUGAUAGCGGCAGCAGGGGCACGCCCCGACCGCCUGUGAUCCCCGCUCCCGGCUGGGAGGAGGCGGCGCUCGCGGCGCCGGCUUCUGAACCAGGCGGCGGUACCGCCUCCGGUGCCGCCGACGAGGCCGCUGCGCCGCCGUCCUACUGGCUGGCCACGCUGCGGCCGCUGCCGCCCGGCGGCGCCGCUGGCCUGGCGCUGCGCCUGCCCGGCUGGGCCGGCGCCGCCGACGCCGCCGACAACGCAACCGCCGCCGCCGCCGCCGCGGGCCUCAGCCCCACCUCCCCGCUCGCCACCGCGGGCAGCGGCCUGCUGCUGGCCAGCCCGGGCUCUGCCAGCGAGCUCAGCUGGCGGGGGGGGUGCCUGCCGGGCGGGGGCGAGCACAUGAUGCCUCCAGAGUCGCUGCGAGAGAUCGCGAUCGGAAAGCUGCUGGGGGCGGGCGCCAGCGGCAGGACGUACCGCGGUGUGUGGCACGGCAGCCGCGUGGCCGUCAAGAUUGUGGAGGUGCGGGACCAGCAUGGUACCGGCGGGUGUGACGAGGAAUCCCUUUACCCGCCCCGCAGCGGCAGCACGGGCUGUACCGACCUAGGAGGCGGCACGGGCUCCGGGAGCGGCGGCUCCGGGAGCGGCGGCGGUGGCGCGCCGGCGGCGCUGCUCGAGGCGCUGCUCUCAAAGUCUCUUAGCCACCCGCACAUCGUGCCCACCCACGCCUUUGGCGUGUGCGCCCACUCCUCCGGAUCCGACAGCUGGAAGGAGAUUUGGAUAGUGCAGGAGCUGUGCACACUGGGCACCCUGGCCAGCGCGCUGGAGGGCGGGCGGCUGAGGGACGCCGCCACGCAGCGGCCGCGCCUGGCCACCGUGCUGCGCACUGCGGUGGAGGUGGCGGGUGCGCUGGCCUACCUCCACUCACACUCGGUGCUGCACGGAGACCUGACCGGCAACAACAUCCUGCUCAGCGCAUCGACCAAAGACUCACGCAUGUUUGUGGCGAUGGUCGCAGAUUUCGGGCUGUCGCGGCCGCUGGACGUGCUUUCCACCCUGAACACCGGCACCUACGGGACAGUGUCCCACAUGCCCCCAGAGCUCAUCAUCGAUGGCCACCUCACCUCCGCCGCAGACGUCUUCUCCUUUGGCGUGGUCCUCUGGGAGAUGCUGAGCGGGCGGCGCGCCUGGGCCGGCAUGAGCGCGCUGCAGAUCAUCAACGCCGUCACGGUGCAGGGGCGCGGCCUGCAGCCCGAUGCCGGCUGGCCCGCCUCGCUGCAGGGCAUGGUGCGCCGCUGCCUGGCUGCCGACCCGGCGCAGCGGCCAACCGCCCGCCAGCUGCUGGCGGAGCUGGAAGCGGUGCUGGCUGGUGGGGCACAUGUGCUGGAUGCGCCCUGCGAGGCGGCACCCUCCAGCGGUGGCCACCUUGAGGCUCCCGGAGUACCGCAGAGCCCUCCCGCGGUAUGGUGCGCCCUCGAUCCCUCGAACUCGCGCAUGCUGCACCAGCUGUUUUCCCCGUGA